UUUUAAUUUAAUUACUCCCACUUCCCCCAUUAAUUUCAAACUUCCAUUUUUCUUCUCUCUCCUUUAAAGUUAACGUUCUGUGACUCUUGCUGUCUUUAAUUCUUCCACAUUACUCUUAUGCUUCCUCCAUUUUUUGCUUAAUUCUGGAAUUUCUCAUCCAUGAAAGCCUGAAAUUCUUCAUUUCUACAGAUUUCUUGAUCAAUUGGGCUAAAUCAAAGACAUGCUUAGACAAAAGGGUGCAGAAGGGCCUCAAAAGCCAUCCCCAACAAGGGCACGAGCACCUCGACAUUUAAGAACCUCUAGCUCCAAUUCUGAUCCGCUCCACCACCGCCCCAUGACUGAUAAAAGUCCGAGGAUUGGUACACAAUCAGACCCACCAGCACACAAGAAAAAGCUUGGCACGCGUAUUACAGAUCUCGAAACACAACUAGUGCAAGCACAACAUGAACUCAAGAGUCUGAAACAUCAGUUAUCUUCUGCUGAGACUGCAAAGAAGCAAGCACAAGCCGAGUUACAUAAGAAAGGCAGCAAGAUUCAGACUGUGACGAAGCCUAGAAGUGUCGUAGAAAUUCGAAAGAAAGUCUCUAGGGGCGAGUGUGAUUAUGAAGUGCCUGUGAGUCGAGAAACAGAUGUUUUUGAGGUUUUGGUGGAGAAAAAGCUGGUUGAGGAUGAUGUGAAGGAGAUGAAGUCACAAGAUUCUUUGAUAUCAGAAGAACCCGAAAAGGAAAAGGUUUCGUUGUGUGAUGAGGCAGUGUCGAGGAAUGAAGAGUUGGAUCGAUUGAGAGCUUUGAUAGAUGAGAAAGAGAACCAAAUGAGGGGUGUGAUUGAAGAGAAUGACACCCUUAAGAAAGAACUAGACGAAGCAAAAUCGAGCAUAGCAUUGGAUCGUACGAGGGAAGAAGAGAUGGCAGCAAAAGUGAAGCGACUAGAGGAAAAUUUAGAAGUUAGUCGAGCGAAAGAAGGUCAGUUGAAGGAGAAGUUGGUUGAUACCGAAGCAGCAAAGGAGUUGUUGGAGGACGAGAUGAAAAGGAUGAAAGUGCAAACUGAGCAAUGGAGAAAAGCGGCUGAUGCAGCCGCUUCAGUACUUGCUGGUGGGGUGGACACGAAAGGGCGUAUGUCAGAGAGAUGUGCUUCCAUGGAUAAUCACUUCAAUAGCAUAUUUGAGGCGCCACCCAUUAGUGGAUUUGGUGGGUAUGUUGGAUCACUAGAUGAUGAUGAUGAUGCAGAGGACAGUUUUGGGGGUGGGAAAAAGAAAGGUUCUGGGAUUAGGAUGCUGGGUGACUUGUGGAAAAAGAAGGGCCAAAAAUGAGUGGUUUGCUAAUGUUUUCUAUGGAGUAAAAUGGUUGCUUACCAUUUGCCUAGCCUAGUGCUUGUUUGUUGUUAGUUGUUACUUGUUGCAGUCUAGUAUCACAUGAUCUGCUAAUUUUCUCGCGAAUUAGAAUUCAAAAAGCGAGUUAGCUAGCGAAUUAUGUUACAAUGUUACAGUCUAAAAUUACUAUCAGAACGAGAUUUGACUGGGAUGGCGUACCA
Amaranthus tricolor (Joseph's coat) is the source of this 1530-nucleotide messenger RNA. RefSeq names its product interactor of constitutive active ROPs 4. NCBI's taxonomy places the organism in Eukaryota, Viridiplantae, Streptophyta, Magnoliopsida, Caryophyllales, Amaranthaceae. The coding region runs from base 221 to 1309 and encodes 362 amino acids. The transcript has 3 exons. The record is from RefSeq and is a predicted model, not a curated record.